Lactuca saligna is the source of this 1068-nucleotide messenger RNA. Lineage: Eukaryota; Viridiplantae; Streptophyta; Magnoliopsida; Asterales; Asteraceae. The record is from the annotation of a GenBank genome assembly.
AUGGCUUGUUCUCUUCCAUCGACGCCUCCAGCAUCGAUGCCUCCCACAACCAUCGAUUCCUUCCACGAUCAUCGACCCCUCCACCAUCGACACCUGCGACCUCCAAAAUCCUCCCUGCCUCCGACGAUCUCCUCCCUGCCUCCGACGAUCUCCUCCGGCGAUCUCCAUUGUUGUCCUCUGCUACGCUCCUCCUUCCCCGCAACCGGUGUAGCCAUCCUCCUUCCACGCAACCAACAACGUUUCCCUAGAAACAAACAGGUCUCCAAAGGGAAGAUGAUAAUGGACAUGAAGAAUACCAGGUCUACAAAGGGAGGGUGUCGGAGAGUUAUGGACAAUGAUUGUUGUUUUCAGCUUCAUGAUCAUGAUAUUAAAGGUAAAGAAGGUUUAGUUCAUGUCUCACAAAUGGAUACAACUACAAGAAGAAUCCUGACUGCAAAAGAUGUUGUCAAAAGAGAUCAAGAGAACACCACCGUUCAGGAGGAAACCCCGAUGAAGAACACCGCCACCACCACCAGAACAACCACCAGAGUCACCUUGAAUUUUCGUUUGUUAGCUCGAGUAGAGGGGCGCAGAUGGUUAUCUAAAGUAAAGAGAAACGCUGCUACAAGUAUACACCACUCUUCUUCUGGAAAACAACCAGCCCCUCAAACCUCCAUUUCGCAAUCGCAAAUGAACAGAGACACAACUUUUGAUUUACCAACGAAAGAAGACAAAAAGACGAUGAUUACCACCAGCAAGGAUAACAUGCCUCCACAACAACCCAAAUGUAUUGUUAUUACUGAUGAAGAUCACUGUGAACAACAAGAGGGUAAGAAAGUUAAAAACAUAAAGGAGAACGUUUCUGAGGAACGAAAUCAAGAAGAAAUCGUCUUGAAGCAUGCCAUACAAGGGGUUAAUGAAGAAAAGAGGAAAAACCCUACACAAGAAUCCAUUGAAACGCAAUUGAGGAAAGCCCAGAGGAGGGAAGUACUACUGGCCCGAUUGCGUGCCCGGAUUCAGAAGUCGGAGGUCCGAUUUAUGCAUAUCGAGGAACAAAAUCAUACCUGCUGUGAAGAAGCCCGUGGAUGA